Molecule: messenger RNA, 4085 nt
Organism: Larimichthys crocea (large yellow croaker)
Lineage: Eukaryota; Metazoa; Chordata; Actinopteri; Sciaenidae
Gene: bcl2b
Product: BCL2 apoptosis regulator b
Exons: 2
Coding region: 763-1449 (228 amino acids)
Biological process (GO): release of cytochrome c from mitochondria; regulation of apoptotic process; intrinsic apoptotic signaling pathway in response to DNA damage
Cellular component (GO): mitochondrial outer membrane
Molecular function (GO): BH domain binding
Source: RefSeq, a predicted model, not a curated record
AGGAAAGGGCUCUCCCUGCACAUCUCUGGGUAAGCAUGGGUAAAGUUGUCUUGAUUUCACUCAUGAAAAAUGAUGGUUUGAACACGCAAUCGUGACAAUAUGGGUUAUUGACAUUUUUUUUUAGUGCAGUUCUUCAUGCGCACUUGGAGUCUCCGAGCGCAGCCAAAGGAAUUACUUUGCGUGGCUGACGUCAGGAACAUACCUCACCAGCAGCACAGUGCGGCCAACUGGCGGUGAGGAGGAUAUGAGGAGCAAUCGUGGAAGAGGACUCAGUCCGACCUUGUCUGGCUGGCUCACAGUUUCGCGCCUGCUAAAAUAGUUGGCGGCGUUUGAAGCCGCUUCAACUUUAACCCUCAUUCAUGUUUUUUUAUUCGCUACCCAUCCACGUCUGGGUGAUGUGCACGGGAAUAGAGCAACACUACUCCAACCUCUUCCGCAUAUUGGAUUUCUAUGCAAAGAGAAGGUCGCCAAUGUCCCUCCAAGGAUUCGGGAAAUGAAGACUGCUUGCGGACACGGACUCAGUGUUUUUUGACUUUUGAACCACAUUUUACGCAGUUUUAAUCAGCUGUUUGUUUGUUUGGUUUUUUCAACUCACGAAGCAUUUGCGUCCUGUGCGGGAUUACUCGCUUGCAUUGCUUAUAUUUAACAUACAAUCGCGUUGUGGAUACGCCUGUGCUGUGCAUUGAACAGUGCACAAUUUCGAUCAUAAUGCAUUUUAUGUAGGAUAACCUCUGUGUGUACAAAGUGCCAAAUCAAACCGGGAUGGCGAACGAGCGUAACCGCAACAUUGUGGAAAAGUAUAUCUGCCAUAAACUCUCCAAACAGGGCUACGUGUGGGGGUUUGACGAUGUCCGGGAUGAAGAUGCUGCUAAUAACGGGUCAAUAGUUGCUCCUCCACCGACUUUAGUCCGCCGGUGCCGUGAGGCCAGCACCGGGCCUGACACCGAGAGCAUCCCCCACCUCUGCAAACGUCUCCCCCAGUCCGACCCGCACGCCGCCAUCCACAGAGUCCUGCGCGAGGCUGGAGAUGAACUUGAAAGACUGUACCAGCCGGACUUCACGGAGAUGUCACGGCAGCUGUAUCUCACCUCCACCACGGCGCAGAGGAGAUUCGCCGAGGUGAUAGACGAACUGUUCCGGGACGGGGUGAACUGGGGCCGGAUUAUCGCUUUCUUCGAGUUCGGGGGCACGGUGUGCGUGGAGUGCGUGGCCAAGGAGGAGAUGACACCGCAGGUGGACAACAUCGCGGAGUGGAUGACGGAGUAUUUAAAUGGACCUCUGAACAGCUGGAUACAAGAUAACGGGGGAUGGGAUGCCUUUGUAGAGCUGUAUGACAGACAGAGGGACUCCGUCUUCAGUUGCUCCUGGCCCUCCAUUAAGACGGUCUUCGGUAUGGCUGCGCUCGGGGCAGCCAGCCUCACCAUCGGGGCAUACCUUACACAGAAGUGAACGAGCCCUCGUUCUACCAGCGUGACUUUAUUUCUCAUCCUCCUCCUUCUCCUUCGCCUCGUGCCUCUUUCUUUUUCCUUUUUAAAUAUACCCCUGACCCCUCCGAGACAAACCUUCAGACUCCAAAUCUGGCUCUCUUCAAAGCCCCUCUCUCAAGAAAACUCCCUCUUCCUCGCCUGUAUUCAUGUCAAAACAGACACAAAUCAAAAACAACUGAAGCAACCAGAUGAACGGCCCAUACUGAGCAAAGGAUGUCUUGAAAAAGAGGCGGCUUAGAUGUAAUCACACUAAGCUGAGUAGAACUGAGGAGAAAGGAGGAUUUUUAUUGUUCUGCCUGCUUCUGUACUAGUUAUAGCAUGAAUGUUGAGUGUUAGUGUAGACGUUGCAUGUGUCAGAGCUCAUGCGGGACCUCUAUUUGGAGGCCUUGAUGAUGGGGGUGCAGGGACAAUGACGCUUACGCACCGGAGAGGAAACGGCCGCAGCCCCGCCCCGCCUUGUUAGGGUGAAGAGCCCCGUUUGAACUGUGGACUCCAGUUACCCCCCCCUCCUCCUGCAGCCGUCCUUCAAAGCACUUCCUCCACAGAACAGCUGCUCAGAAUGUAUAAUGGAAACAUCUAGCUACAACCAGCGAGUUGUGUGUCUACUGCUUUCACUCCUCAGACAGCUUCAGUGAACUCUGAACACACUGCACCAUUAUACUCCCCCUGGCCUUUAAUGAGUAGAGAAAGAGCUGGUGGAAGACUGAGGUCUGCUGAUCUGUAUUUUGCAGGGUUUUGUUUUUUUUUUUUUGUUGAAAGCUCAUUGAUUGAGAUUUGUAUGUCGGUUUUUAAUUUUUGCAGCACGCCAAAUCCUAAAUUGUGCCGUGUUGCUGCAGAAAGAGACAAUGGGAUUUUUCUCAAGGAGUGAAAAAAAAAAAAAAAAAAACACGUAGAAGAAGCUUUGAAUAGAAAUGUCAAAUGUUGGUGACAGUGCUGGGAAGAAUCUUGAGCACAGCACAAAAGAGUGAGGUAGAAGUAAAAAACAAACAAACAAACAAACAAAAAGAAACAUUGCGUUUUGCAUUUUAAGAAGGGAGUAGGAGUAUGUUGCCCCUGCAACAUAAACGGACAAGAUUUUUAAGCGUGCAUUCCUCAAGCAAAGUGAUGAACGAGACUGCUCCUCUGCUAAGAAACGACUCCCCUUUAAAAGCAUCAUCAGAUUAGUACCAAACAAACAAAAAAAAAAAAGAAAAAAAAAAAGAAGCUAAAAUCAGUUCUUUUCUAUUUUCUACCUCUGUUGCUUUCUUACUCCGUUUGUAGUCAGACUGUUUGGGCUCACGCAGGUUUCAGAGCCUGACCCUGUCAACAUGUGUCCUCCAGCUGCUGAGGCCCCACAGCGGCUCUGUAAUGCUAGAAUCCACUCUUGACAAAAGCGCCUGUUGACGUGGACUGUGGAAACCUCGCCUGGCCACAGAUGACUGAGUGGAACACCACGGCUGCCGGGUUUCAGUUCAGGUCUAGAGCCAGUGUGUCCCGAAUGCUGGAACCUGAGAUGUCCCUUCUCUCCGGUCUGCAAAUGCAUUCAGUCAUUGAUUUGUUCCUUUCAGCCUGUUUUAUUGAUGUUUGUCUUGUGUUACAGUCUGAUAGAAAUUUUUUUGGAAAUGCUCACGGGCUCCUAAAUAUUUUGUUGUACACAGUACUUAGCAAGUUGGUUAUGGAAAAAAAAAAAAAAGGUUUCUGUCAUUAAAAAUCUUCUUCUUCGUUGCAUGGAUGAAAGAUACUGUCGUCACACAACAAAUAUUCACUGUGUGUAACCAUAUUUAUAAAGAAUAGGGUAGAAGAUAAGAAAUAACAUCAAAGGAGUUGCAUUUUCUAUUUAUUGAGAGGUACCAGAUCACAGAUUUUUUAACAGUACUUUAAUGAAAUUUUUUUUUUUCACUUUUUUCUAUUCUAUGGAAUCACACUGUAACUACAUUUUUUUCCCCUGGCUGCUAUUAUAACAAGAAAAAUGUUUAAAAAAGUGAAUUUCUGUGUCGUAUUAAUAUUGGCUUAAGGCUGCUAUACUGUUGAUUUAACUUUUACUUACAGCUUAAACUGCCACAGUUUUACAGUAUAGUUAUAGAGAGCUGGAAACCAAAGUUAACUUGUAUUAAUCUUUAAUUUAAAAAAACAAACAAACAAACAAAAAAAGUAGCUUCACAAAAAUACACAUCGCUUCACUUUCUGAUCUCCCUGUGGAGGGUUUGUCUAGUGUUACUGUACUAUAUCAGCUUAACUUUUGUCAACUUUGUGCUCCCAUGAUAACUCAGUGCUUAUCUGUAAAAUGUUGACCUGCCACACUUGUCUCUGAUAUCACCAUAAACCAUCUCAUUCUCACUACAGGUCACAGUGUGAGAUAUUCCUGGUGAGGUACAGAGACAAACAGAGGGUGAUUUAUGAGCAGGUAAAGGAACAGUUUAACAGCAAUAUACUGUAAUUUUUUUUAUAUUCUCUGUGCAUAUAUGAAUGUAGGCAUUCUGGUUGCUGUACUGUUUUAUGUCUAUAAUCACAAACCUUGUAGCACUUAAGAAAAGUGAAUUGUGUUCUGUUGUUUACUGCUAUAUUCCACGAUAAGCUAGCGGGAUCACAUUGUUCCUAAUAAACCAGAUUUCUCAAGCA